AUGAGAAAAAAAUUUCAUCAGCGAAAGUAUUCCAGAGACUUGUUGAAGAAAUUUGGAAUGUUGGAGUGCAAGCCUAUUGCAACUCCAAUUGAACCAAAUGAUAAAAUGUGUGCACAAGAAGGAAAAAAUUUAGAAGAUAUGACAAAGUAUCGGCAAUUGGUAAGUAGUCUGAUUUAUUUAACUCAGACUCAACCCGAUAUUUCUUUUGAAGUUGGUGUGAUGAGUCGCUACAUGCACAAUCCAAAGAAGCACCAUAUGGAGGUUGCUAGACGAAUGCUAAGGACUCGUCGUUCAACUAUUGGAUUUGUGUUUAAGCUUGGUGCUGGAGUAGUUUCUUGGUGCAGCAAAAGGCAGCCAACAGUGUUGUUGUCAACAACAAAAGCUGAGUAUCGGACAACAAUAGUUGCAACUCAAGAAAGUACAUGGCUUAUGCUGAGCAACUCCUUCUCUGCAAAAUAG
Solanum tuberosum (potato) is the source of this 459-nucleotide messenger RNA. RefSeq lists its product as uncharacterized. Bases 1 to 459 code for a protein of 152 amino acids. The transcript has 2 exons. NCBI's taxonomy places the organism in Eukaryota, Viridiplantae, Streptophyta, Magnoliopsida, Solanales, Solanaceae. The record is from RefSeq and is a predicted model, not a curated record.